UACAAUAAUUUAUUUCACGGAAACUACUUUCAGUUACACGCUUUAUUAAAUUUGGGUUACGAAUUUUAAGAGGUUAAGAAUUUCUAACCGCAUAACAUUGGCUCAACAGCACAUUGAGACCGUCUAGCGAAACAUGUGGGCUGUAACUCUACCACAAAGACCAUUCUUUCCUCUCAUUCCCAAACCCAACAAACCACUCGCCGUAUCAGCCGCCUCUCAGCCCCCUCGCCACCGCGGCUCUUCCCUGACCAGAAAAGAUCGCCAACAGAUACAAAAUCAAGAAUCCAAAAACCAAAAACAAAGUGGAGCAGUAACUAAUCAGCUCAGUGGACUAGAUGUGCUAUGGGCUAUGCAGAGAGCGGCUGCUGAGAAAAACAGAGCGAGCGGCGGCGCUACUAAAAAGAAUCGGAAAACAAAGGGGUUGCUCUCUGCCGGCGGUGGUGGCCAAAGGGAGGAGGAUGAUGUGGACGAUAGCAAUGUCAGGCCUUUGUGUAUAAAGAGCGAAUGGAGUGCUAAAUUGGAUGAGUUGGAUAAGCGUCUUCAGGAACUCUCUGAAACCAAAUGAAGAAUUUUGUUUAAAUAGUGUAAUUAAUUGUUCAACGUUUUUUCCGAAUUUCAUUAUCCUUUUGCCUGUUUUCUAGUACAA
Molecule: messenger RNA, 646 nt
Organism: Jatropha curcas
Lineage: Eukaryota; Viridiplantae; Streptophyta; Magnoliopsida; Malpighiales; Euphorbiaceae
Product: death domain associated protein
Source: RefSeq, a predicted model, not a curated record